GGUACUGGGAGGUCAUUAACUGCAGGAUGUAACCUCAGCAAUAGCUACGUUGUAAUAAACACCUGUAACGAACAGCGUUGGUCAGAAAAAAAGUGCAUGACCGGUGUUUGAAUAUUUCUCAAUAGGCUGGACUUUAUUGAACAAUUGUGGGACAAAUGACUUGCUGAAGUUGACUGGACGGUUGUGGGAUAUUAAACAUUUAAGAUGCCUGCUGAUAUUGUGGAGAAAACUUCCCCAUCUUCUGUUGCAGCCACCCUGUCGAGCGUAAAUGGAAAUCCGGAUAAACCAAGGACUGCCUCGGGGGACAGAAAGUCUUCUAAACCAAUUAUGGAGAAGAGAAGACGCGCGCGAAUCAACGAAAGCCUUGGACAGCUCAAGACCCUCAUACUGGACGCUCUAAAGAAAGAUAACUCCAGGCAUUCGAAGCUGGAGAAGGCAGACAUCCUUGAGAUGACUGUGAAGCACCUAAGGAAUAUGCAGCGUCUUCAAAUGACUGGUGCUAUAAGCACGGAUUCAUCAGUCCUUGGCAAGUACAGAGCGGGAUUCAGCGAGUGCAUGAGUGAAGUCGCCCGUUUUCUGUCCACACGUGAAGGGAUGAACAUGGAGGUCAUGUCCCAACUUCUCAGCCACUUAGCUGGUUGUGUGUCACAGAUCAACGCCGUAAACUACUCAACUCAUCGCCAGAGCCUCACCUACCCUGCGCAUCCAGCGCAUCCAACGCAUGGCGAAGCCAUUGUGCAAAUCCCAAGUGCGUCGCCUCAGUUGAAUGUAAUCAUGCCUUGCAAAAGUGGCUCGCCAAUCAACUUCACGUCCGAAGUGGCUAAAUUCUACAGCGGACUUCAGUUUGUGUCAGCGACAGAUGGACAAUUCGCCUUUCUGAUUCCAAGCGCGGCACUUGCGCAAAUGAGCGUGCCAAACGCCCAACAUGGCAAUCCAACAGUUGCGGUGGCGGUGUCACCUGUUGCACCUCCCAUCACUGCAGACUCCGUGUGGAGACCAUGGUAGGGUCAUUAGACUGAAGGACUUUGAUGCACCAUAACACAAUUUUUUUCUGAUAUGAGUUGUUGUAUAUUUUUGUAUAGGCUGUUCAAAGCAAUAGUCAAGAGUGAUGCUUAUUCACAUGUUGUUGUUCUUUGAUGGAGAAUACACUUUUCCAUGAGAUAUAUUUUCAGUGAUGUCAUGAUCAUGUUUUAUUUUUGUGAUACAACAAUUAUUCAAAUGCCCUCAAAUGCCUUCCUUCAGGAAAUCAAUAAAUUCUUCAAAUGAAAUUGCAAUGUUAACACCUGAAAAUUGUGACUUCUUAACUACAUUUAAAAUAAUUGU
Molecule: messenger RNA, 1323 nt
Organism: Oncorhynchus masou masou (cherry salmon)
Lineage: Eukaryota; Metazoa; Chordata; Actinopteri; Salmoniformes; Salmonidae
Product: transcription factor HES-1-B-like
Exons: 4
Coding region: 205-1005 (266 amino acids)
Biological process (GO): regulation of transcription by RNA polymerase II; negative regulation of neuron differentiation; anterior/posterior pattern specification
Cellular component (GO): nucleus
Molecular function (GO): protein dimerization activity; DNA-binding transcription factor activity, RNA polymerase II-specific; RNA polymerase II cis-regulatory region sequence-specific DNA binding
Source: RefSeq, a predicted model, not a curated record